Molecule: messenger RNA, 1346 nt
Organism: Exserohilum turcica Et28A
Lineage: Eukaryota; Fungi; Ascomycota; Dothideomycetes; Pleosporales; Pleosporaceae
Exons: 4
Coding region: 1-1197 (398 amino acids)
Source: RefSeq, a predicted model, not a curated record
AUGGCUUCGAGGGAUGAGAACAGGGGUCCAGAGUUGCAAGCAGUGUGCUCGACAUUUGUGUCUUGUGCCUUUGUAGCCACUGUUUUGCGGGUUUACACGCGGACUCGCAUUGUCAAGGCGUUUGGCGCAGACGACUGGUGGAUGCUGGCUGCGCUCAUGUUCCAUGUUAUGUUUGCAACUUGCGCGAUAGGCGGCAUUCAUUAUGGCACUGGGCGUCAUAUGGAUACGCUGUCGUUUGAGCAGCAGUACAAGGCUCUGCGGUACUGGUGGUUGUGCUACAUUGCCUACUGCUGGGCCAUGAUUACAUCCAAGAUCUCCAUUGGGCUCUUCCUGCUGCGCGUCACCGUCAAGAAGCUGCACAAGUGGAUCAUCUUCAUUGCCAUGGGCUUGACCGUCAUGACUGGACUCAUCUUCUUCUUCGUCACGCUACUACAAUGCACGCCCAUCCGGUUCUUCUGGGACAAACAUAUCGACGGAGGCACUUGUAUCAAUGUCGAUGUCAUCAUCGCCCUUACAUUUCUGUACAGCGCCAUCUCCGUCAUCAGCGACUUCACCUUUGCCAUUCUCCCCUUCUUCCUCAUCUGGGGCCUCAACAUGUCGCUCAAAACCCGAGUCUUGUUGAUUCCAGUCCUAGGAAUGGCCUGCGUUGCCAGUAUAGCCGUCUGCGUCCGCAUGGGCUAUGUAAUGGAUUUCAAGAACCCCGACUUUCUCUGGGCAACCGUCGACAUCGCCAUCUGGUCCGACAUCGAACAAGGCCUUGCCAUCACCGCCGGCUCCCUCGCCACGCUGCGGCCCCUCUGGCGCCAGGUCUCAUCCGGCCUCGGCAUGUCGUCCUCCUCCUUUGGGCCCUCGACGCCCUCCGGCAUGCGCACACCGCAAUGGAACGGCGACCCCACCACCACCAACGAGAUCCGCAAGAAGCCGUCUUUUCUCAGUAGUAUGAGAUCCCUGUUUCAAGCUGAAAACCCGUCGUCCUCCGUAAAGGACGCCGACGACGAUUACGGCAUGGGCAACCUCGCGCCCAUCCGCCUCCGCGACGACGUCUCAGCUGAGCCCGAGAAGAGCGACUCGGCGUUUACAUCGUGGCGGAUAAAAGGCGGCUGCAGCGACAGCGUAUGUGACGAGGAAACCCGCAUCGGCGGCAUCAACACUGUGGAAACACAUGUCGGUGCGAACAAGAACGAUCGAUGGCGGUGAUGAAGCUCCUAUCUAGUCGAUUCUUCAAGCAACAGUAAAAUUCAUUUCAAAAAUCAUGCCCAGACACGAGAGCGAUUUUUUUCUUCUUCAUACCUAGCAUUCAUUGUCCUCUUUUAUACCUGAUUCGAUUUCGUUUCGCUAGAUACCAA